This is a messenger RNA of Bactrocera dorsalis (oriental fruit fly), 714 nucleotides long. RefSeq names its product retinin-like. Bases 145 to 621 code for a protein of 158 amino acids. NCBI's taxonomy places the organism in Eukaryota, Metazoa, Arthropoda, Insecta, Diptera, Tephritidae. The transcript is spliced from 2 exons. The record is from RefSeq and is a predicted model, not a curated record.
GUCAACGCAUGCGCAUUGCAUUUACCGUAACGUUACGUGGGCGCCUAACGGUAUAAAUACUACAUUCGAUUUCAAGAACGGUAUCAGUUCUUUAACGCACUCAGUCAAUACAGACCUUCAAACAACAAACAAAAAACUUAAAAAAUGUUCAAGUUGGUGGUAUUGUCUGCUCUCCUGACCGUAGCUGCUGCUCGCCCCAGUCUCAUCGAAUCCCACUCAGCGCUGCAAUUGGCACCUGCCGCCACCAUUGCCGUGCAAGAGCCUGUGCUCACCAGAGUGGGCUCCGUGGUGAAGAGCAUUCCCACCGCUGUCUCCCACCAGAGCUCGACCAUUGUGCACAGCUCUGCGCAUGUGGUUGAAGAUAUUGUUGCACCUGCUUUGAGGACUAGCGUUGUGGCCGCACCAGCUUUGGUACAGUCUGUUGCCGCUGCUCCAGCGGUGGUACAAACCGUUGCCGCUGCUCCAACGGUGGUACAGUCUGUUGCUGCUGCUCCAGCGUUGGUACAGUCUGUUGCCGCUGCUCCAGUGCUGCACUCAGCUGCCGUACAAACUGUUGCCGCAGCUCCAUUGUUGCAACACGCUCCAAUUGCUGCAUCCCCUCUCGCUCAUGGCUUGUGGUAAACGCAUUGAGAUUAGGACGAUUUAGUUGGACUGCCUCUUUAUUAGUAAAUUUAUCAUUUUUGAUUUCUCCAAAAUUUUCAUUUCCUCAAUUUU